CAGAACUUAAAAAGAUGGUGCCAGAUCUUAGCCGGGACGUUCUGCCCUCCACCGAGAAUGGUCAGAGGCGUAACGUCAGAAGUCGGCCUAUUUAAAUGAAAGCGACGCACGGAAGCAGGCGAACCUCAUCGACGAACGACUCCAACGCUUUGUCUGAAGUUGUGCAUUUUUAUCCUGGCGAUGAAGUUUGUCACGCUCUUCCUGGUGUUGUCGCUGGUGAUGCUCAUGGCUGAGCCUGGCGAUUGCUUCUUUAGAAGCAUCUGGAAAGGCGUCAAGCAUGGAUUCAGAGCAGGGCGCAUGGCAUAUAAAGCACACCGAGCACAAAAGAGGAUGGACUGGGCGAACCAACAACACAACCAGUACCCGCCCCCACAGCAGCAAUACAUGCCGAUCAUCGUCGAGGAUUGAACCCGAUAUGCAAGCUGUGGAUUCGGCGCAGAAAACGAAGCUUCAUAAAAGCUUCACGGCAAAUAGUUUAGCUCAACGCUUGACGCCGUUUGAAAAGCUUCCAUCUUAGUGCAGAUGCCUUAACGCUUAUCCCCGCCCUGCUGAGUAAAGCAAAUUUAAAAAGCCGCUCUUAUGAGAGGAUAAAGAAUAUAUGCAUGUGUCUUUGCUACAUGAGCUGAUGAAAACAACCUCCUUGUCCUGCCUUUUUGAGCUUUCAACUAAAUAAAGAGUACAAAAAAAAAAAAGUCCCCAGCAAUGGAGGCGGCAGCCACCCGCUCGCUCGCUCGCUCGCACUGACACUCCAAACACAAUAAAAGCAACACGCAGUGAGCCGGGA
Messenger RNA from Syngnathus typhle (broad-nosed pipefish), 784 nucleotides. Its product is annotated as moronecidin-like. Bases 181 to 408 code for a protein of 75 amino acids. The transcript is spliced from 4 exons. The record is from RefSeq and is a predicted model, not a curated record. NCBI's taxonomy places the organism in Eukaryota, Metazoa, Chordata, Actinopteri, Syngnathiformes, Syngnathidae. Gene Ontology annotation, biological process: defense response to bacterium.